Paramecium tetraurelia is the source of this 1427-nucleotide messenger RNA. RefSeq lists its product as uncharacterized. NCBI's taxonomy places the organism in Eukaryota, Ciliophora, Oligohymenophorea, Peniculida, Parameciidae. The record is from RefSeq and is a predicted model, not a curated record. The transcript has 3 exons. Gene Ontology annotation, molecular function: serine-type carboxypeptidase activity. Gene Ontology annotation, biological process: proteolysis.
AUGUAGAAAAUCAUAUUCUUAACCUUCAUUACUUUGGGUUUAUCCAGGUUGAGUUUCAAAGAAGGCUCUUACAAUUACAGCGAUAUAUUUCGAAGUGAAGGAGCAUUUCCUUAGGGGACAAAAUGCAAAAAGGUUGAUGCCAAGAAAUUGGAUCCUCUGUUUGAUGAUACUCAAGUGAUAUAUUCCGGAUAUUUGAGUGUGUACGAGAACAGUAAUGCAGCAUUGGGAUUUAUAUUUUACGGAAGUCAGAAAGCCAAAACAGAGGGUGAGCUCUAGAAUUAUCCCACUCUGAUUUGGUUGAAUGGUGGACCUGGAUCAUCUUCCCAAUUAGGUAAUUUUAUGGAGUUGGGACCAUUGUUGACAUAGAGUGACGGUAGUUUCAAAAAGAACAAAUACGCUUGGAAUACAGAAUACAAUGUGAUUUUCGUUGAUCAACCCAUUGGUACAGGUUUGGCUUAUGUUGAGAAGCAAUCUGAAGUACCUACAAAUUAAAAAUAAAUUGGAUAACAAUUUUUGUACGCUUUGAAUGAAUUCUUAUUCGGAGCAAAGGGCUUGGCUUAAUCACCUUGGUUUGUGUUUGGCGAGAGCUAUGCUGGCAAGUAUGUUCCAACAAUAGCGAAGGCCAUCUUGGAUUAUAAUGUUGCUGCACAGAAGAAGAUUCCAUUGAAGGGAGUGGGGAUCGGAGAUCCAUUUACAGACCCAUAUGCUGUGAUCGCAGAGUAUGCUGCCUAUUCCUUCAAUUUGGGUUUGAUUGACAUUCAGGAGAGAAUGCAAGUGGACUCGAUAUUGGCUUACGGGUUGACUGAGUUGAACAAGGGCAACACUUUGGCUGCAAGGGAUGCUUUCGAGGAGUCUCUGGACAUCAUCAUCACUCAAAGUGGAGAUAUGAAUGUGUACAACGUUCUUCAGUAUGGCAAUUACGGGGAGACUGAGAAAUGGGUGGAGGCCUAUUUGAAUAGAGUGGACAUUGUGAAUUAGUUCGGAUUCAGUGAGGAUUGGAAAUACAAAAUCAGUAAUGCUGACGAUGGUCCAGUGCAGAAGGCUUUGAAAUAUGACUUCAUGUUGAGGGAUGUCGUGUUGACAGUAGAGGAAGUGGUUAAGAAGAUCCCAUUUUUGAUUUACAAUGGACAGAAUGAUCUCAUUUGCUCAACUCCAGGAACUCUGAGAUGGGUGUACGAUUUGAAGUACGAGAAGAUCGAGGAGUAUCGUCAGAAGGACUUUGAGGUGUUGAAGAUUACAGGGACUGAGAAGAUCGUGGGAUAUCAUAAAGAGGCUGGAAAUUUGGAGUUGGUGUUGAUUAACAAUGCUGGACAUCUGGUGCCUACUGACUAGCCUGAAGCAUCGUUGUAGAUGGUCACCACAUUUGUUAAUAAACAUAAAUGAAAAUGAGAUUUAUAUAAUAACAAUAUUGGAGGAGAUAUUUAUUA